Molecule: messenger RNA, 6081 nt
Organism: Bursaphelenchus okinawaensis
Lineage: Eukaryota; Metazoa; Nematoda; Chromadorea; Rhabditida; Aphelenchoididae
Source: the annotation of a GenBank genome assembly
AUGAAACAGACAGCUUAUGACUUGAGCGAUAUGCCAGAUGAGCCUCGGAUUGGUGAGUGACAGUCAUUCUUGAUGACAUUUCUACUUGGUUUACAAGUUUUGGAGGGUUUUUGGGUUGUAAAGAAAGUUCUUGCUAUUUUUCAAAUUUAGGGUAAAGUAGUGCGAGAUUAGGCUUAGAUACACAUUUUUAGGCUUAGAUUCACAUUUCUAGGCUUAGGUACACAUUUUUGGGCUUAGGUAUUCAUUUUUAGGUUAAGUACAUUUUUUUAGGCUUAGGUACUCAUUUUAGGCUUAAGUACAUUUUUUUAGGCUUAGAUACUCAUUUUAGGCUUACGUACAUAUUUUAGGCUUAAGUACACAUUUUUGGGCUUAAAUACUCGUUUUUAGGCACUUGUUUUUAGGCUUAGCAUGAGAUAGUGAAGGGUAGGGUAUGGUAUAGUAGGGUAAAGUAGGGUAGAGCAAUGUAGAAUUUUUUUAAAUUUUAAGUUUUCAGCCGAAAAUCUAACCCACUGUCCGAUGAACGGACAACACUCAUGUUGUACUAGACUAAUAGAAGCCGACAUGGAGCGGUUUGCACGUCAGAAGAUUGAACAAUUUGUUCAAUCACACGUUGUUACCAUGAGGAAUUCACUGGACGAAUUUGCUACUGAAUUCAGAAGUGCGUUUUUAAUAUUUUUAUACUUAAAUUUUGAUUUAAAAUUUUUUCUUACCGUAUUUUACCAUUUUUUAAUCUCUUGCACUGUGCAAUGAAAAGACUUGCACGGUGCAGUCAACUUCUUUGCACGGUGCAAAAUUUUGAACUGCCAUUUUUUGGCAGCGGAAAGAAAGUUUUUGCAUAUUGAUUACAGUCAUUUUAAAAUGACUGAAAUUCUCUUAUUUUUACUGCGAAGUAAUUUUUUUACCUGUUCAUUAACAUGUCGUAUCAUCGAUGUCAAGAUUUUGCACGGUGCAGUGAAGAAGCUUGCACUGUGCAGUCAAUUGUUUUGCACCGUGCAAAAGCUAAUUUAAAAAAAAUCAAAAAAAAAUUUUUAUGCAAAUUAAAAUGACGAUAAAAUAAUGUCACAGUUCAUUAAUUUCGAAACUUUUCAGAACACUUUCGUGACGCUUUACGAAGCACGGAACGGCAGCUGGACCGAAUGUUCCACCAAACUUAUGGCUCGUUUUAUAGGGACAAUUCCAAGGUAAGUGGAUGGGAUUACAGUAGAAAAAGUUGAUUUUUUUUAAAGUUUAAAUUAUGGUUUUAAAGUUGAGUUUUUGGGUUACUGUAAUAUUAUUUUUAAAUUUUGGGGCUCGUAAAGAAAGUUUUUGCAAUUUUUUGUUUUUUAAAGAAAGUUCUUGCAAUUUUAUUGCCUGUAAAGAAAGUUAUUGGCAUUUUUUGUUUGGAAAGAAAGUUCUUGCCAUUUAAAAAUUUGUAAAGAAAAUUCUUGCCAUUUUUUGUUUUGUAAAGAAAGUUAUUGCGUUUUUCACAAAAUUUUAAAAAUAUGCAAAUUUAAUGCUUUUACAAUACAUAAUAUACCCAUGUUUACUACCAUAAACAUGUCAAACCCAUAAAUAUCACUUCAGAAGUGCACACCCAAGGCCGCACCCUGCGCUCGAAAAAGGGGAUAAGUGGCGCUUAUUGAAUUAAAAUUAGAUGCGGUUUACUGUGAUCGGAUUACAUGGUAUCUUGUUGCAUAUUGUACACAAGUAUAUCAUGUCAAUAUGAGAUUUUAAAAAAUGGCAAGAACUUUCUUUCCAAACUGAAAAAUGGCAAUAACUUUCUUUACAAAGCGUAUAAUGGAAAGAACUUUCUUUACAAAACCUAAAAAAUUAACUUUUAAAAAAAGUGGAAGCCAAGUGGAAGAUUUUUAAUGUAAUUUGCACUAAAAAUCUUCCACCAAGAUUCCACUCUUAAAAAAGUGUUAAAAAGUUCAUUUUUUGACCAUUUUAAGCUUUUUAUAAAAAUGGAAGUUAAGUGUAAGAUUUUUAGUGUAUUUUGCACUGGAAAUCUUCCACUGAACUUCCACUUUUUAAAACUUUUCAAAAUGCUUUUAGAGUGAAAAAAAGUCAUUUUAAGGUUAUGAAAAUUGAAAAAUUGAGUUUAAAAAGUUAUUUUCAGGUAUUAAAAGUGUCAUUUUCAGGUCUUUUCCGACUUUUUCGACGAAAUUGAUGAGCAAUUUGCGGUGGACGACCCCUCGGCUAGCCUAAAAAGCGCCUUAGGCCUAUUAUUUCGAAAAAUCUUUUUAAUAGAAUUUGGUCUCAUGAAUCCAAUGCGUGACAUCAGCAACGCCGAACGUCAUUGUAUGGCCAGAUUACAGGGCCAGUUGAAGCCGUUUGGCCAGAUCCCAGCCAAACUGGCACUACUCCUGGACCGCACCUUUGCCAUUUGGAAGCUGACCAUUUCGACAUUGGAGAAAGCGUCACAAUUACUGAUAAGACUGGGUGACAAAAUGGUGCUAAAGCCGGAAUGUGUGAACAAGCUGGUACACAUGAAGCAGUGUCAUGUUUGUAGUGGCAUCAAUGUCAAGACCAAGCCUUGUAUGGGGUUUUGUUUGAACGUACUGAACGGCUGUUUCGCUGAAGUCGCUGAAAUUGAGCCCCAAUGGACUGGAUUGAUGGGUGAGUUAUUAGAUUUUUCAUUUUUAGGGGUAAAUUGGGGAUUUGAACAGAAUGCCAAAGAUGGCGGGAAAAGUGAAAUUUGAAAAAUUUUAAAAAUAAAUUAGCUAAAAACGUGCGAUGUCGGAUAUCAGGUGACAUUUUAUAAUUUUAAUUGAUUUAAAAUGUAUUUUGAGCGAUAAUAGCUCUUUGAAACAUUAUGCCAAAAUUGGCGGAAAAAUUCAAAUUUAAAAAUUUUUACAGGUAAAUUUGUUAUAAACGUGUUUCAUCAAUUAUUAAGUGUUAUUUUUUAGUUUUAAGUAAUUUAAAAUCUAUUUUGAGCGAAAAUGACACUUUCAAACACUAUGCCGAAAUUGGCGGGAAAAUUGAAAUUUGAAAAUCAAGGGCCAAAUUUGCUUAUCACAGCACUUUCAACAAUUUUCACGGUUGUUAAAGGGUAGGUAAACACAUUGGAACUGAAAUGUUGAAUUGAAACAUAAUGCCAAAAUUGGCGGGAAAAUUGAAAUUUGAAUUUUUUCACCAAUAUGUGACAACUUAUGAAAACAUUCAAAAAAUGUCUAAUUUUUCAAAAAAUUAGUCAUAACUUUGUCCUAAUUUUAUAAUAACAACCUAUAUAGUAAGCUGAACAUGACCUUACCGAGUCUUUAAUCAUGCGCUGCGUAUAAUUACUGUGCAAAGUAUACGUCCCGCUGAGAGGUCAUCGCCCGGUAAUUACAAAAAACAGUCGUAUAUUUGCAUACCGACUGAUCCGUCAAAACGAAUUCAGAAGACCGCCGAUUGCGCAACACAGUCUGUCGACAUUCUGACUAAUCUCCACUUUGUAAUAAUACCUGUCUUAAGGUAUCUUUUCGUAUGUUACACUGAACAUAAGCCUUUAUAAGCUUAUUACUGCUGUUUACUGUUGAUAUAUGGGUUAUAGCAGCAGUAUGAAAAUUGAAAAAUGAGUCAUUUAAAGGGUAAAAUGCGGCAAUUGUUCUAAGGUUUUGAAAAUUUACGUUUUUUUUGUAAAAAAAUUCAAAUUCCCUUUUUUCCGCCAAAUUUGGCAUUAUGUUUCAAGUUAGUAUUUUAGUUUUUAUGUGUUUAUGGAGCUUUUAGGAACUGUGGAAGUUGUCAUAAAUACUAUGAAAAACAACAUUUGCUUAGAAAUUUUCAAAGUUUAAUAUUCCCGCCAAUUUUGGCAUAGUGUUUCAAGGUGCCAUUUUCGCUUUUAUGGUCUUAUACGAUAUUAAAAAGGUUGUAUAUGUAAAUUUUAUUGUAAAAUACGGCUCCAAUGAUGUAUAUAAAUAGAAAAUUUUGAAUUUUGAGUUUCCCGCCAAUUUUGGUAUUUUGUUCAACUGUUCUAAAACAAUUUUUUUAAAUUUGAAAAACGACAAAUUAGGCAUAAAUAAUCUUAAAAAUCAAUUUUAGAAACACUCCAGCUGAUUUCAAGUCGUCUAAAGUCAGCAAACAAUGUCUAUCAUGUGUUAGCGCCAGUACCAAUCCAGAUCUCCGAGGCCAUAAUGCUGUUUCAAGAGCGUGGUACCACCAUCUCAAAUCGAAUCGUAUUUCAAUGUUUUGAGCCCAAAAUGAGAUUCAGAAGGGCUACAGAGGAAUCGGUUUUGGAUCGACCGGUCGUUGUGAAUUCGCCCGAUAUGGGGCCGAGUUGGUUGAGUGAGAGCUUGACAAGUUUAUAUCGAAAAGGCGAUGGAUUAAAGAGGGAAAUUGGUCGAUUUAAUGAUAGGGUAGGUUUUGGAAAGGCAUAAGCACUAUUUUGAUACUAGGUUGUGCUUGCAAAUGGCAUUUUAGACCAAGUUUUGACUAAUUUUCUUUGAAAAACGCUAGAAAUUAUGAAAAAUAAGGCUUUUUAUACCUAAAAUUAGCCCAAAAUGGCAUUUUUUAUAACCUCAAAACUUAAAAAAUGCAAAAACUUUCUUUCCAAUGCUCUCAAAACCCCAAAAACUUUGUUUCCACUCAGUGUUCCCCGAACUUUUUAUAAUCAAGCGCACCGUUGCUUAACUUGCCAGAUCGGACGGGACCGCGCUUUCGCACUGUGCAAAGAAGGCAAAUGGGGCUGCACGGUGCGGAAAUUGAUGUUUUGGCAAUAAAUUUGUUUACAAUGAUGUAAAACGGCAUUUUUGAAGAUUUUUGAGAUUUUGAAGAAACUUUCUUUACAUUUUUAAAGGUUUUAUAUAGUAUUACAGCCUGAGCUGUUUUUUUUUGAAAAAGCGCAAUAACUUUGUUUACAAAAGGACAGAAAACAUCAUUUUUGAAAUCGCACGGUGCGGAAAUUAACGUUUUGGCAAUAAUUUUGUUUACAAUGAAGCAAUAGUUUUUAAAUAUUUCAGAAUACAGUGAAAUGUCAUACCAGAAUAAUAUCGUGUCUGUUCAUUUACAACGCUGUACUGUUUGUUUACGGCAAAGUAAAAAAGUAAAAAAAUAAAUAUGAUGAUGUAAAAUGGCUUUUUUAUUACUAAUAUAAUAUUCAUUUUUAGCUAAUUUUGAUGAAAGGAGCCUGGCGUCUUCUUCCAACCGCCAUCUGCUCCGAUGGCCAAGUUGCACAGAACGCUGGAGAACAGUGCUGGAACGGUGAAACAACGAGCGGUUAUAAGAAGGCUGUUGUGGCCAGUGGGAUCAAUCCUCAACGAUAUAAUCCUGAAUUUAAGGGUUUUAAUUUGAAUUUGAGCAAAGGUAAGUCUUGUUACCUAAAAAUCAAUUUUUCUGCCAUUUUUAAUUGACAUCUAGUCUAAAAUGAAAUUUUAAAAUAUUUCAGAGACAUUUAUUGAUGAAAGGCUUUCAUUACACUCACUAAGACAACAGUUAUUGAACGUUUUUGAUGGAAAAUCAGCCAAAUCCGAGUCAAUUGACGCCUCAGGGCUUGAAGAGUUGAAUCCUGAUCCGGAUAACCCGGAUGAUGAAGAUAAUGUAAGUUUUUUGUGGAAAAUGGCUUGAACUUUGUUUACAAGAGAUAAAACAGCUAAAACUCUCUUUACAACGCAAAAAUGGCAAGAAUUUUGUUUACAAAACAAAAUAUGGCAAGAACAUUCUUUACAAAACGAAAAUGCCAAGAACUUUUUUUAAAAAACACAAAUUUGCAAGAACUUUCUUUACAAAACAAAAUAUGGCAAGAACUUUCUUUACAAACUUCAAAAUUGCAAGAACUUCCUUUACAUUUUUAAAAAACGGCAUACUUUAAGACUUUAAAAGUCUGCAGGCUGCGGGGGACAUUUUAUACGAUGAUUCCGCUAAAAUUUUAAAAUUGGCAAAAGAGGCAAAUGGCAACAACUUUCUUUACAAUCCAAAGUAGAUUACUACUGUCUUCCGUAUUUUACAUUAAAUUAUAAAAAUUUCUAAUUUCAGUACGAAGGAAGUGCCUAUAGUAACUGUAAUGAUCAUGCAGUAAUGGACGAUGUGAAAAUUCAAUUACUAGAACAACGAUCUGGUACCAGUAGGACUAUUGGUUGUCUUCUGACAUCUAUUGGUCUUUUUUUACUGCUCAGGAUAUUGUAA